AUGUUGCGCCUCCUCCUCGCGAUCCUGUGUCUUGUAUCUUGUGGGCUGGCCGCCCCCCGGCCGUUCAGGAUCAGGGCCAGAGGGAAUGGCCGGAUAAUCGGCGGCACCACCGCCGACAUAUCCAGCUACCCGUGGAUGGUAUCCAUGCAGGUAAACGGCUACCACUACUGCGGGGCCUCCGUCAUCAGCAGCAACUGGGUGCUGACCGCCGGCCACUGCCUCUACGGCGCCAACAUCGCCACCUACAGUGUGAGGGCCGGCACCUCGACCCGCGAGAGCGGAGGCGUCGUGUCCGCCGUGGCGUACGGCGUUCUGCAUGGCUACUACAACCCCAACACGUUAGACUACGACAUCUCGGUGCUGCAGGUGGCCAGUCCUCUCCCCAUCGGUGGCAACGUACAGGUUGUGGGUCUCCCUGCCGACGGCUACGACCCACCUGGAGGCCUCGCAGUCACCAUCACCGGCUGGGGAUCCACAGCCACCUCGGGCCAGGCGUCACCGUUCAAUCUGAUGAAGGUGGACAUCACCGUCAUCGACCGCGCCAGCUGCGUGUCCAGGUUUGGCGUCACAGAUCGCAUGAUCUGCGCCGGCGAGGCCGGCAAGAGCACCUGCUACGGCGACUCCGGUGGUCCGCUCGUCAGUGGCGGCACUCAGAGUGCUAAGAAACCAAACAGUUAUCUGGUAUUUGGUGUUUUCAACUCAUCAUAA
Schistocerca piceifrons (Central American locust) is the source of this 708-nucleotide messenger RNA. RefSeq names its product trypsin alpha-4-like. The record is from RefSeq and is a predicted model, not a curated record. The transcript has 3 exons. The coding region runs from base 1 to 708 and encodes 235 amino acids. Gene Ontology annotation, biological process: proteolysis. Lineage: Eukaryota; Metazoa; Arthropoda; Insecta; Orthoptera; Acrididae. Gene Ontology annotation, molecular function: serine-type endopeptidase activity.